AUGUAUGCUUCUAAUAAACUCCCGACGGCCGUGCCAGCUAUCGUUCCCGACCCCAAGCAUUGCGCCGGGCUCCCAGGCACCCCAACCCACUCCCCGGCUCUCAGUACCCGCCAUCACACUAUUUCCCCCGGGCUCCGCCUUCCUCCCGAUGCCCGGCCCCAUUAUUAUCCCUGGCACCCGAGCUCCACCUCCUUCUUGGCUCCCAGGCUACACCUCCCGUCCGACUACGUGGGCUCAGGUCCACUAUCGCCCCUGGCUCCCGGUACCUGUUGGCGCAUAAAUGCCCCUGACAUUCGGGCUCCGCCUCCCGCCUGUCUCCUGGCGCCCGAGCCCAUUAUUGCCCUCGACUCUCGACCCAUGAUCCACAAGUACUCUCACCUCCUAGAACUUGGAUUUCACUCCCACAUGCAUAUGUGGCAUGAACAUUGUUCUCAUAAGGCACAUUCAUGUUUGACAUGUGUACAACCACGUGAUGAGCACAUGCGAACCUCGGCGAUACAUGAUUAG
Messenger RNA from Linum trigynum, 507 nucleotides. The record is from the annotation of a GenBank genome assembly. Lineage: Eukaryota; Viridiplantae; Streptophyta; Magnoliopsida; Malpighiales; Linaceae.